AUGAACCCUCAACGGUCCAAUCUUCAGAAGAUUGUAGUAUAUCUAUCUGGAUCCAGCCCAUGUACGCAACAUACACGUCAACACAACAUAAAUUUUCGUCAGAAGUAUACGACUACUGAUUCUGUUUCCACAGUGUACAGACCCACUAACGGCUCUCAUUUUCAGUUAAUUUUGGAUGAGAUUGCUGUUUCUUUUGUGAACUCGAAGUAUUGUUGUUGCGAAUUCAAGAGGAAGAGUUGA
Molecule: messenger RNA, 240 nt
Organism: Lactuca virosa
Lineage: Eukaryota; Viridiplantae; Streptophyta; Magnoliopsida; Asterales; Asteraceae
Source: the annotation of a GenBank genome assembly